AUGAGCCAGCUCGGACAGGUCCGUAUUGGGCACAAGGCACCGGACUUCCACUGUGAAGCAGUUAUUGGAGGUGCAAUCAAAGAAGUGUCUUUGAACACAUUCAUCCGCCCGUCAAAAUUGCCGAGCACACCCGAUCCGAACGCCCCUUGGUUGCUGCUACUCUUUAUACCUGCUGCCUUCUCUUUUGUUUGCCCCACUGAGGUCAUUGCGUUCCAGAAUUGCUAUGACGAGUUCCGUGACCGGAACUGUAGCAUUGCUUUCAUCUCAGUUGAUACGAAGCAUUCACUGUGGCAUUGGCAAAAUGUUCCACGCCAGUACGGUGGUCUAGGCAACAUCGACAUACCUUUGCUGAGCGACGCAACCCACAAGAUUGGUAGAGACUAUGGUGUGCUGGUGGAGGAAGAGGGCGUCUGCUUGCGAGGCAUGUUCAUCAUCGAUGGUGAGGGGCGUGUACAACAGAUCACGUUGAACAACCUGACAGUCGGCCGCAGUGUAUUGGAAGCUUUGCGUCUGCUCGAGGCUUUCCAGGCCGUUGCCAAACACGGUGUUCUCUGCCCUAUCGACUGGAAGCCGAGCGCGCACGCCUCGGAUACAAUGAGCACCAUAUCGAACACGCUCGUCGAAUCUUACGAGGAUCGACUGGCCAAUCUGCAAAAAGAGUUUGGUGAUGUACCAGUCACCAAUCUAGACGCUAAGCAUAGAGCGCCUACCGGUACGGACGACAUACCACACGCGGAAUUCGUGCAGACUCCGAGACCGAAGGUUAACAUAACUCCCACUGAGUCUUCGAACGACGUCACUCUAACAAGCUCUGAUGCUCGGGACCCGCCAGCAAGCCCUGGUCACACCAAUUGCGUCUCACGAGUAGACAGAGAAACUUUUCAGGAGCAACCUGUGCGUUCGAUCUCAGACGAGAGGAAGCUCUCACGUCCUCCGAGCCCGGUCAUCACGGUUGCUACUCCCGUAUCAACGCCGAACACCCAGGAGCGGACUGCCCGUCACAAUAGAGGCCGCUACGCCGCGCACCAAAACCAGACAGCGCACUCUGCAAGCUCAAAGCGACCAGCACACUCGGGUCCGCACCCGCUCACGUACGAGUCCAAGGGGGGUUCGCAUGUCACGUUGGAGUUCGCGGAUCCGACUGCUAUCGCCAUGGUCAACCCGAGCGUGGAGAAAAAAGCAAUACGCCCGCCGGCGAUGAGGCAUAGAGCGACCAGCCCGCCGCCUCGCGUGUCCACCACAAACGGAAGGACUGCACCGGUCCUCGGUCGGGCGAUGAGCUGGAGCGGUGGCUUCCUGAAGCGCGAAAACAGCAGCGCCGGUACGCCUCCGCUUACUCCCACGCAACGCAGCGGCAGCCCGGGCCCGGGCCAGACGAGACUGCAGGCUACGUUUCAGGCAUUCAGGAACAUGGGUGCUGGUCUGGGUAGUCCGAGGGUCGAUGCCAGUCCCAGCAAGCAGGGAGAGAGGAAUCGGGGGUACUUUGAUGUUACGACCGAGGAGCCGGAGAAUCAGGGCGAACAGAGUUGA
Molecule: messenger RNA, 1530 nt
Organism: Didymella exigua CBS 183.55
Lineage: Eukaryota; Fungi; Ascomycota; Dothideomycetes; Pleosporales; Didymellaceae
Product: thioredoxin-like protein
Exons: 5
Coding region: 1-1530 (509 amino acids)
Biological process (GO): response to oxidative stress; cell redox homeostasis; cellular response to stress
Cellular component (GO): cytosol
Molecular function (GO): thioredoxin peroxidase activity
Source: RefSeq, a predicted model, not a curated record